UAAUGUUUUGGCUCCUAUGACCCUUCUUCAGAACAGUUUUAUAGGUUUCUAUGGGCCUUUUAUCUAAAGCCUCAAGAACUGUAAAGUCUGCUUUGACUGAGCUUGUCUUAAUCUUUUCUGACAUUAAAGACUUCCAGUAUCAGUUUAGAAACUGUGUUGAUCUAAUUUUUAACUCAGUGCUGUAUCCCUUCAAUUGUUGUAAUUGUUUCCUUUUGCAGGAAGGAAUGUUCUAAGAUGCUGAAGCUGAGAAUCUUGAACACAAUAGCUCCCUCAUACUUUCUCGGAGUUUCCAUCACCACAAUGAUCCUUCAGAGUUUCAUCUUUAUUCCCACUAUCUUUGCUGAUGACUUCAGACGGCCAUGGUCUUACUAUGGCUGCCACUUCAUUUUCUUUCUCUACAUCUCAGCAAAUGUUUUGGGAAACUACUUCUUGAUCCUGUGGUAUCCAUCUGAGAGCCUUCAAUCCACCAGCAGCCUCGAUGGGAGCGAAGCCUUGCAACCCGGCAGCCACUUCUGUAAGUUGUGCAGCAAAGUUAUCCUGCGGAGGGACCAUCAUUGCUUCUUCACUGCAAACUGCAUUGGGAACAGAAACAUGCGUUACUUCUUGAUGUUUGGCUGGUACACCUCAAUCGUCUGUCUCUAUUCCUUGGUGGUGGGUGUAGCAUACCUGAGCGUGGAAUAUCAUCUCUCCUUCGAGAAUCCCCUCACCUUCCUCACUCUCCUGCCCCUCUCCUUCUUCCACUUCUUUUUCAGUAUGAUCCCAUCGUUUCAGCUAUUCCUCGUGUUAAUGUUGUACAUCUGGCUGGGAAUUGGACUCACCUGUGCUGGGUUCUGCUGCCAACAGAUCCUCCUGGUGGCUCGAGGUCGUACUUGGUACCAUCUGAAGAAAGGGAUGCCUGCAGUACGCUGCACUCCUUGGGGUGUUAAUCUUCAGGAUGUCUUUGGGAAACGUUGGUUGUUGGGAUUUUUCUUCCCAAUUCCAACAGUUCCCGUGGACUCAAAGGACAAGUAAAAUUUAACUCCCUUACCAUUCUCCAUGAUUCCCAAACCCACUGGCCUGAUUCCCCUCAAUAAUCCCCAUGCUUCCCAAAUUCACUUCCCUUACCCCCUCAGCAUUCCCCAUGUUUCCCAACUAAUCUCUCUGAUUCUCUCAGCAUUCCCAAUGCUUCCCAAAUCCAAUUCCCUGACUCUCUCAACAUUCCCAAUGCUUUCCAAACCCACUGUAUUCUACUUUCAGGCUAUCUUGCACAAAGAAUGAGAUACAAUCCUUUUGUCCAAAAUACCCUGAACUUCAACAAAACUGAUUGUUGAUGCAGGGUGCAUAGCAAAUCGCUCCAUCCUUACAGAUUUCAUUCUCCUGUUGUAUUACAUCUAUUUUUGAAUGUAUGUUGAUUUACCUCUUGAAAACAGUCACAACAUUGUUAACAAGCUGGUACAAAUGGUGUGAUACUGAGCAUUGCUGUAUUCCAAUCAGAGGGAUGUACCUAGUAUGAGAGCUGUGUUUCAGCAAGGUCACAGUGUAUAAGAUUACUACACAAAUAUCCCAAGGGCUGUUGUAAAUGAGAAUGCUUGAAAUGGUUGUAAGUGCAGGUGAAGAUGUAGCCAAGCGCCAUGCUGUACUUGCUAUGACAGGACAGGACAGGUUUCAGCUAGACCUGUUGGGUGAGAUGGACUGGGGUUGGGAGUCGGCUAUACAGAGUCACUUGGUAGAUUUGAUAUUUUGUCUGCAGCUAACAGUUGGAUUCUAAUCUAUAUAUCAAGACUAUCAAAGAAUGUCAAAGUGUAGAUGGAAACACACUAAUCUCAGUAGUGGGGGUAUCCAGAGCAGCUAGACUAUUAAGAUAGCACUGCUUCACACAAAGGAGAGCGUAAAUCUGGAACUCACUUUUCCAAAGAACUGUUGAAAUUCAAUUAGAACUUGCAACACCAAGAUUGAUAGUAUUUUGUUAAAUAUGAAUAUGAAAGUGUUAAUGGAGUUACAUACAAAUAAACACAAUUGACAGGAUAUUAGUCAGCUGUUUAAGCUAUCAUGUCUGUGUCUGUCAAAAAGGGCAGGUUAGUUGUUGGGAACAUGUGAGAGUAACUCACCUUCUCUCUCCCCAAAGCCUGUCCACAUUCUAAAAGGCACAAGUCAGGAGUGGGAUGGAAU
Messenger RNA from Chiloscyllium plagiosum (whitespotted bambooshark), 2148 nucleotides. NCBI's taxonomy places the organism in Eukaryota, Metazoa, Chordata, Chondrichthyes, Orectolobiformes, Hemiscylliidae. The record is from RefSeq and is a predicted model, not a curated record.